Messenger RNA from Aspergillus fumigatus Af293, 1329 nucleotides. RefSeq lists its product as uncharacterized. The record is from RefSeq and is a predicted model, not a curated record. NCBI's taxonomy places the organism in Eukaryota, Fungi, Ascomycota, Eurotiomycetes, Eurotiales, Aspergillaceae.
AUGUCUAUUGGUCGUACAUAUCACAGUCGAGGUAGCUCACGUGUCUCUUCUCUCGAGUUUGAGUCAAAUCCGACGUCCAACGGAGAACACAACAUCACGAAGUUCGCAAGCCAUUUGCCAAUCCCACGUAAGCGGGCGGGCUCUGCGCAACCCCACAACAGACCGUCGACGCAAGGUCUCUCAGAUCAGAAUCGCACAGCACGAUGGGAUGGUUUCACAGAUGGACCGACCACAAGCCACUCAGAUAGGUUUGCACCCAACCUUUCCACAGAUAUCUCCUUUGAAUCACAACAUACGGGAUCAAGCAACGCUUCUAGAUGGAUCAAGGGCCAUGGUCAUUCAAAAGAGCAGAACACAGAGGGCCGGCAACGGUCACCCUCAAAAAAUGAUAAUCCUUUUUCUCUAGCAGUACGUGAACCUUGGAAGGGUCCGAGCGGGCGAUCUGCGAUGAUAAAUCCGAUCCAGGAGAAGCCAAAGGAGAGAUCAUCAUCACGUGUUCAUCAUUCAAAGAAUAACGAUCGCAACGAUCGAUCAAAGGAAAGUGACUGUGCAUCUCCAGACUAUUCAUACCUCGGUUUCGUCCCGUCGGUAGUCACAACAAUUACUGGAGGCGCAGAUGAUGCCCUGGGACCGGACAAACGCCAGCCUAGCAAAAGUCGCCAGCAACCAUCCAUUGCGAAGAAACCGAUCAGUGCGACUAGCGAUGUCCCACCCCGAAUCGAAAUUCCAGUGCCCACUUUGGAAACCACCCUCGCUGAGUUGAAGCUGUCCACCGGAGAUCAGGCUGAUGCACCCGUCAGCCGCUUCAGUGCAACCACCUGUGCCACAACGGAGAGCGAUAGCCCUACACCUAGUCGUCGUGAGAGUGUUGAUGCGGCUUCCCAGUCUACAGAGAACGCACCCUCAAUCAUGUCCCGCAAAAGACCCAUUCCCAGUGCCAUGGCUCCGGGGAAGAAACCAAGCAGGAAGCCAACCCCGUCCCAGGCUGACAAUGGCAAGGACCUCCCCCCAUGUCCACCAGAACAACAAUCUCAAAACCGCAUUGAGAUGCUGGAAGCAAGGAGGGACAACCUUGCACGGCGUAGGGCAAACAUUAACACAAUUAUUCACGAACUGACCCAGGUCAUCCAGCCUAGCUCCAUCGCUUACGACAUGGCUGCCCGCGACGAGGUCAAAAAGACUGUCGCCAGUCUCAACAACGAAUUAGCGGAUAUCAGGAGAGAGGAGCAUGAGAUUGGGAUGAAACUAUUCAGACUUUGGAAGAAACGCGACGAGAAAAACUUGUAUGGUGGAGACAGCGGCUUAUGGGUAAAGCGGGUGACCAGCUGA